This is a messenger RNA of Drosophila navojoa, 885 nucleotides long. RefSeq names its product globin 1 (gene glob1). Lineage: Eukaryota; Metazoa; Arthropoda; Insecta; Diptera; Drosophilidae. The record is from RefSeq and is a predicted model, not a curated record. Gene Ontology annotation, molecular function: heme binding; oxygen binding.
UAGCCGCCCGACUUGACGAUGCUGCUUAGUUCGAACUUGAACAGCGUUGAGUGCGGUUGCGACGGUGCUAAGACCUAAGACCCAAUAUCGAGGCUACCAUUUGAAGAGCAGCAGCAGCAGACGAGAAUUUUAGUCGAAAACAUGAACAGCGAUGAGUUGGCAAUGAUCAAGAAGACCUGGGAGAUUCCCGUGGCGACCCCAACAGACUCUGGAGCUGCCAUACUGACAGCUUUCUUCAAUCGCUUUCCGUCCGCAUUGGAAAAGUUUCCAUUUCGCGAUGUGCCCCUGGAAGAGUUGCCCACCAAUGCACGCUUCCGUGCCCAUGCUGGGCGCAUAAUCCGGGUGUUUGACGAAUCGAUUAGGGUGCUCGGCCAGGAAGGCGAUCAGGAGAAGCUGGAUGAGAUCUGGACCAAGGUGGCUGUCAACCACAUUCCUCGCCGCAUAUCUAAGGAAUCUUACAAUCAACUCAGAGGCGUAAUUCUGGAAACGCUCACUGCUGUCUGCAAUCUGGACGAUAGUCAACAGGAGACGUGGACUAAGCUGGUCGACCACGUCUAUAGCAUUAUAUUCAAGUCCAUCAACGAGGAAGGCGAUGCCAUCUAAACUGAGCCAGACGAAAGGCGUGAGAGCAGGAGCGAGAGCGGAGCGGGAAAGUAACGAAUGCAGUUCACAUUGCAAGGCACAGCUUAUGUAGAUUUAAGUAAAUGAUAAAUGAUAAAUGUUAGCUAUUUUCAUUUUGUAUUUAUGAGUAAAAGUCCAACACACAAGAACACCGGCAAAUAAAUACACACACACACAGACAUGACACACUAACACACUCGCACACUGCUCCGUAAAGCUUUAACCCAUUGUCAGCCUUAAGCACUUAAUAAGAAUACAAAUAAA